CAGAAGCGCCGUGAAAAUGGUCAGAUCCGCCUCUCCGGCUGCAAUGCGCGCUCCCGACACAGGGGGGCAGAUUUUCACAGACCUCUUCAUUCUGUGCUGCGGUUCCGAGCCAGGGAACGGUUCUUUCCGAUCCCCUCUCGGUCCGUUAACGCCUCGCAGACAGCGCGCGCUCUGGCGCUCAUUAAACCUGAUUGAAAACACCUGGAGGAGCGCGCGGCCGCUUUAGCGAAAGUCACUGAGGUCAGGAACUGUUACGUUCACGCGGAGGGCGGUUCGGUUCGGCGGGAUGCAGAAAGGCCUGAAGAAGUACUUCGUGAACAUGGAUGAGUACCUGUCCAGUCUGGGUCUGUACCGGAAGAUGGUCGCGCGGGACGCGUCCAGCCUGUUCCGGGCCGUGUCCGAGCAGCUCUACUUCUCCCAGAACUACCAUCAGAAGAUCCGACUGGACUGCGCGAGCUUCAUGCGGGCCAACAGGUGCAACUUUGAGCCGUUUGUGGAGGGUUCCUUUGAGAAGUACCUGGAGCGUCUGGAGGAUCCCAAGGUGAGUCCCUGUGAGCUUCUGUCUCACCUGAGCUCACCUGGAUCCCACCAGCUCAGUGUGUGUGUGUGUUUCCAGGAGACGGUGGGUCAGGUGGAGAUCAAGGCUCUGUCUCAGCUCUACAGGCGGUGCUUCCUGAUCUACCGUUACCCCGGGAAACCGGCCACCGUCAUCUCAGAGAACGACUUUGAGGACAAGGUAACCCUGUGCUGCUCCAUCAACGGUCACUAUGACAUUAUCUAUGGGCGGAGCUACCCAGCCUCAGCAGCGCUGUGCCAGUCUCUGCUCUACGAGCUGCUCUACACUCAGGUGUUCGGCGUGGAGGGGGUGGAGCUCUGGCAGGCCAUGGAGACCUUCAGGGCUGGAGGUCGUCGCUACAGAAACAGCCUGUCUGUGUGCAGCGACGUUGACGUGGGCUACGACGCACCUGAGGACCGGCUGCACAGGGACGAGGCGGAGGCGGGCGGAGCAGCAGAGGAGACCAAGCCGCCUGCUGAGGCUCCGCCCACCUCCAGACUCUGUUUGCCCUACAAGGUCCUGAAGUCUCUGGACGGUGACAUCUACAGGAACCUGGAGUUUGACGUGUGGCAGGACACCUGCAAAGAGAUGCAGAAGACGGACUACAUGGUGUUCGCGGGGCGACAGUACUUCCUGGGAGACAAGUGCCAGGUCCGCCUGGAGCCCAAAGGGAAAUUCUACAACGCCUUCAUCCAGGAAGUGGGAACCCACUCGACGGCCGUCACCGUGUUCAUCGAGGAGCUGGGAGAGAAACACCUGGUUCCACUGACCGAUCUGAAACCAGUCAACCCAGUGCCUGCCUGGAACGUGGCGGCGCCGCCCAGGAAAGGAGAUCCGGACCCAGAGUCUCGAGGUCAACGCCAUCACCGCCAUCGUUACUUCAGGAAGUCCCGCGGUAGCAGUGGGGCAAAGGGGGCGGAGCUACUGCUGCCACCGCCCGUCUCCUAUGGAGGCCCCGCCCUUUCACCUCUCCCUCCCCGCUUCCAACCCGCGGGUCACCCUCGCCCACCUCUCCCCCCGUCACCAGGGGCCAUGACCUACGACCCCUACGCCUCCCCACACCACCACUCCCCUGCAGCGAGAGCCCCACGCUACGGCGUGUCAAGUCCUGCUCGGUUCCUGAACCGUCAGCUGAUUGGUCCACAGCUGACCUAUUACCACCCAGGCAGAAGAUAUUACCAUGACUACGAGAACUACGCCUUCCGGUCCCGCCGCAGUCGGCGCCACCUGCUGGCCGUCAGUAAGGAAUGUCAGUUCGGGUUUCCCGCUGAGGCGGUGGAGGAAGCGGCCGACCUCGACCCGCCCAUGACCUUCUACCAGCUGGAGGACGCCGGCGACGCCGUCUUCCCCCCCCUGCAGGGCCCUGCUGUGGCUCCGCCCAUCGGGGCCCCCUCACCGCCCUCAGGCUCCUCCUACCGGGUGCAGCGGGCCGCGGCAAGCCGCCCGCCGGCCUCCCCGCCCGACGCCACGCCUCCCUGCUCCUCGGAGGAUGACCAGGCGGACGCCAGCACCGUGGAGGACCAGGUCGAGUACACGGAGGAGUACGUGUUCGGCGCCCCGGAUCAAAGCUACCAGAUGCCAGGUGUCUACCCAGCCGAUGAGCCCGCCGCCACUCAGGACGUACAGGAAAGGGGUCCCACCAACUCUCCAAGCAGAUCAGACAUAUCCUACAGCUACACUCCUCAGGUGGUGAAGCCGCUGCCUGUCAUCUGCUCCUCCCCUUCCUCCUCCUCUUCCUCGCCUCCCUCGCCGUCCCGGGUCCCGGCCGCCCCUCACCUGCUGCCGGCCGCCCCUCACCUGCUGCCGGCCGCACACGCUCAGACUCGCCCAGUUUCCAUGAUGAUAUCCGCUGCCGCUCCCUGGUUGGUCAGCGAGUCAGGCGAGCCCCUGUGCACUGUACUGGCUCCGCCCUCUUACUCCUACGACCCAAGCGGCAGCGACUUACCCAGAGACUGCAGGGUUGUCCAGUACUACUACAACCUGGGAGUGCAGUGGUUCCACCAGAGCUGCUGGCCGCAGCAGCAGGCCUACCCCCCCCCCACCUUGCCGGAGCUGGCCUACCCCUACCAGCACUACCCCCCCUACCCGGGCCAGGAGCCCCCCCCCCACGGUGAGUCGGGUCCAGAGUUGAUCGACAGAACAUCCUCUCUAGAACCGGGUCGUUUGGGCCGGAGCUCAACCGUCUGACACCAGAGUUGGUUU
Messenger RNA from Xiphophorus hellerii (green swordtail), 2758 nucleotides. It is a transcript of the gene alg13, whose product is annotated as ALG13 UDP-N-acetylglucosaminyltransferase subunit. NCBI's taxonomy places the organism in Eukaryota, Metazoa, Chordata, Actinopteri, Cyprinodontiformes, Poeciliidae. Gene Ontology annotation, molecular function: cysteine-type deubiquitinase activity; K63-linked deubiquitinase activity. The coding region runs from base 287 to 2743 and encodes 818 amino acids. The record is from RefSeq and is a predicted model, not a curated record. The transcript is spliced from 22 exons. Gene Ontology annotation, biological process: protein deubiquitination.